Messenger RNA from Daphnia pulicaria, 1314 nucleotides. Its product is annotated as cathepsin B-like. Gene Ontology annotation, molecular function: cysteine-type endopeptidase activity. The transcript is spliced from 6 exons. Gene Ontology annotation, cellular component: lysosome. Lineage: Eukaryota; Metazoa; Arthropoda; Branchiopoda; Diplostraca; Daphniidae. The coding region runs from base 103 to 1239 and encodes 378 amino acids. The record is from RefSeq and is a predicted model, not a curated record.
UAAUGGGUUAAUCACUUGGAAAAACGGGCACCGCCUCUUUCCGACCCACAAACGUUAUAAGGUCCAGUCUACUGUCAUCAGUCUUGUACGAGUAAAUCAAUCAUGAAGACUUGUAAAAUUGAAUCUCGGACUUGCUCUUUUCCCGUCACUGUUGUAGUGGUACUUUGUUUAUUGCUCGUUUUAGUGAUGAGCGAUCAAAGUUUUGAUACAGUUAACACUACAUCAAGUUGGUCCACAAACGAGAUGUUGUUGUAUUCACCGCGAUCGGGCAAGAGUAUCCCCGGUAAGAAAUGGACGGACAAGUUACUGGCCCCGUUUCGUUCCUUAAUGGGAGCCCGAGCUUACGAUCCAUGGCGCUAUUUUAUGUCAGUGAAACGACGUCAGGUGAACGAACGGAGAUCGUUAUCAUCGCCAUCGGGAUUUUACUCAUCGUCGAUCCCGGCCGAGUUUGACGCCCGUCUUCGCUGGCCCAACUGCCCUACAAUCGGGGAGAUCUUCGAGCAAGGAUCUUGCGCUUCCUGUUGGGCUGUGGCGCCGACUGACGUUAUGAGCGACCGAAUUUGCAUCCACUCUGGAAGUCGACAUAUUGUACGCCUUUCCGCUGGCAAUUUAUUGAGCUGCUGCAAAUUGUGCGGAAAAGGAUGUAAAGGCGGUUUUCCUGGAGGGGCGUGGAUGCACUGGAAGAAACAUGGCAUCGUAACAGGGGGAUCAUACUCUUCAGAUUACGGUUGUCAAAAGUAUCAAUUCUUUCCUUGUUACCAACCUAGAACAAAAGGAUCGAUUAAAAAUAAAUGUCCAAAAACUGACAACACGCUACUCGAAUGCCGGGAGACUUGUAGAACAUCGUACAAUAAAAGUUACAAACAAGACCUCUAUUACGGGGAGAGCGUUUACAGAAUAGCUAACGACGUUCGGGCCAUUCAACUAGAAAUCAUGGAGAAUGGGCCUGUUCAAGCCAAUUUAAGGAUUUACGAAGAUUUUCUACAUUACAAAUCCGGUGUUUACCGGCAUGUACAUGGGCAAGGAUUGGAAUACCACGCUGUCAAGAUUUUCGGCUGGGGAAUCGAAGGUGGAACUCCUUAUUGGUUAGCGGCCAAUCCAUGGAGCAAGCGUUGGGGAAAUGGAGGAUUUUUCAAGAUUCUUCGAGGAUCCAAUCACGCAGAAAUCGAGGAUCAUGUUAUGGCAGGAAUCCCAAAAUUGGAUCCAGUUGACGAAGAAGAGCAUUUUAACUUAAUUUAAAGGUCGUAACUCUACAAUUUUCCAUGAACAAAAUUUUAUUACGAAAAAUGUGCAUCAAGACAACUGUUUUAUGGA